UGGUUUGCUGACCACAGCCGCUUCCGCGACGCCUUCAUGUUCGGUUAAUACGCUCUCAACUUCGGCCGUUGACAUAAGAUGACCAGACACGUUCAACAUAUCAUCAACUCGACCCGUGACCCACAAGUAGCCAUCGGCGUCUCGCCUCGCACCUGUAAAACGAGAAUGAAAAGAUAAACUCAUUGUGAGUUCUUUCUAUCUGGCUAUGAAAAGUUCUGAAGGAACUCUGCAAACAAAAUGAAGACGCAUAAAUUUUCAAAAUUCUUCUAGAUCAUUCAGGUGUACAAAAUAAUUCAAGAAAUCGAUAGACUUUUGGCCGUUCAUUUAUCGUAUGAUAAUUUAGAAAAAAAAAAAGGAAAAACUUUGAUAAUGCCUAUUCAAAAAUUGAAAGCUCGACAAAUUUUUGAUUCCCACGGCGACCCAACGCUUGAGGUCGAUUUGAUCACUGACAUUGGGUUACUAAGGUCGUCAGUACCCUGCGUUUUUGCAGCGAACCCAAACGAGGCCCUUGAACUUCGAGAUAAUAACGAAGCGUCUUAUAAUGGUCGUUCUGUAUUUAAAGCAGUGGAGAAUAUCAACAAUAUCAUAGCACCAGAGCUGAUCAGGUCAAAACUCGAAGUCUGCCAGCAACGGGAAAUUGAUAAUCUGAUGAUUGCUCUUGACGGGACGGAGAAUAAAUCUAGGCUUGGCGCUAAUGCGAUUUUGGCGGUCUCCAUAGCUUGCUGUAAGGGUGGUGCAGCAAAAAAAGGCUUACCACUCUACAAAUACAUCGCCGAAUUAUCUGAUAAUCGGGAAAUCGUUCUUCCCGUACCUGCUUUGAACAUAAUCAACGGUGGAAAAUAUUCAGGGAAUUCUCUCACCUGUCAAGAAUUCAUGAUACUGCCUACAGGUGCUGUGAGUUUUGCGGAUGCGAUGAAAAUGGGGACUGAAGUGUACCGUGCAGUUGAACUAAAACUCGCUGAGCAGCAAGAGACAAAACCGCCUCUUCCCGUAAGCGAAAAAGGAGGCUUCACUCCGGAAUUAGAAGACGAUAAGGAGGCGCUCACGAUAAUUGACGAGGCAAUAAAAACCGCAGGCUACGAGGGAAAAAUUAAGAUCGCUAUGGAUAUGUCGGCAUCUACUUUCUGCAAAGAUGGAGCGUACGAUCUAGCUUUCAAAAGUGACGAUUCUGACCCCGACGAUUACCUUGAAUCUGAGGCACUUCGGGAUCAAUAUUUGGAGUACCUAACAGAGUUUCCUAAUAUAGUAUCAAUCGAGGAUCCUUUCGAUCAGGAGGACUGGGACGGUUGGCCAAUGCUGAUGGACCAACCGAUCCAAAUAGUGGCGGAUGAUUUGACCGCUAUGAACGUUGAAAGAAUAGAAGAAGCAAUCGAAAGACAAUCCGCUAAUUGUCUUCUUAUCAGAUUAUCACAAAUUGGAACCAUAACUGAGGCAAUAAACUGCAACCGUUUGGCGAGGACCAGUGGAUGGGGUUGCCUAAUUACCAGCGGAUAUGGAGAAACGGAAGACACGUUUGUAGCGGAUAUGGCCGUGGGAAUAUCAGCCGGGCAAUUUAAGGCAGGAGCUCCCUGCAGGACUGAGAGAAUCGCUAAAUACAAUCAAAUUUUAAGAAUCGAAGAGGAACUUGGUAAAAACGCAAAAUACGCCGGAAAUAAUUUCCGAUACCCCUUCAGCAAAUAGAAGAAAAAAGAAAAGGUAUUUAAAGGACGGCAACGCUUACCGUCCCC
Molecule: messenger RNA, 1727 nt
Organism: Athalia rosae (coleseed sawfly)
Lineage: Eukaryota; Metazoa; Arthropoda; Insecta; Hymenoptera; Athaliidae
Product: enolase-like
Exons: 3
Coding region: 370-1680 (436 amino acids)
Biological process (GO): glycolytic process
Cellular component (GO): phosphopyruvate hydratase complex
Molecular function (GO): magnesium ion binding; phosphopyruvate hydratase activity
Source: RefSeq, a predicted model, not a curated record